Messenger RNA from Rhincodon typus (whale shark), 1933 nucleotides. RefSeq names its product heart and neural crest derivatives expressed 2 (gene hand2). Gene Ontology annotation, biological process: regulation of transcription by RNA polymerase II; heart development. Gene Ontology annotation, molecular function: DNA-binding transcription factor activity, RNA polymerase II-specific; protein dimerization activity; RNA polymerase II transcription regulatory region sequence-specific DNA binding. Bases 659 to 1297 code for a protein of 212 amino acids. The record is from RefSeq and is a predicted model, not a curated record. The transcript is spliced from 2 exons. Lineage: Eukaryota; Metazoa; Chordata; Chondrichthyes; Orectolobiformes; Rhincodontidae.
UGUACAUGGAGAUCGGAGAAUCUUGCAGUUCCUCAGCUUCGUCCUAACUGGAUCCUGAAGAUAUUGGAGCACGAUUAAUGAUCAUUUUGUUGGGGAUUUUUUUCCUCUCUCUGUCUCGUCUGUGUUUCUGCUUAUGUGUGUGAGAGAGACAGAGACCAAGGCUGAACCUUGUUUUUUCCCAAAUCUAUCUGAAGAGGAACCUUUACUUUUUGUUGCUCGUUUUGUUUUUGUGCGCUGUGUAUAUCUUAAUGCUUCUUGGUACUGGAGCCAUCACUAUUUUUGUUUUGGUCAAAAGAAGACUUUAUUUCUCCCCCUCCAAAGUGACAGUUAUUCAAUGCCAAGCAAACCAGCCGGAGAGUAGCUGCACAAUGGAGGAAGUUGACUGUAAGUAAAGCACCGCGAUAUUUAAAAGCCUAAAACAUCCUUCACUUGCAACUUGUUUGUUUGGGCAUUAUCGAGCCAAAAGGAGAACAAAACAGAACCAAAAAAAAGGUGAAAUAUCUAAACAGAUACUUGCAAAAUAUUUUACACACUUUUGUGUGUGUGUGUGUGUGUGUGUUUCUGUGUGCGUGUCUUUCUCUCAAUUUUUUUUCCUACAAAUUGUGGAGAGGGAGAGAGAAAGAGAAAGGACUGGGGGAAGUCGCCUGAGACACGGAAGAUGAGUUUAGUUGGAGGAUUCCCUCAUCAUCCAGUGGUACACGAUGGUUAUCCUUUCGCCGCAGCAGCCGCCGCUGCAGCCGCUAGCCGCUGUCACGAAGAGAGCCCGUACUUCCACGGCUGGCUCAUCAGCCACGCCGAAAUGUCUCCCCCCGACUACACAAUGGCGCCGUCCUACAGCCCCGAGUAUGCCAACGGCGGCGCGGGGCUCGACCACUCGUCGUACGGGGGGGUCUCGGCGGCGGCGGCUGCGGCGGCGGUGGUGGGAGGCCGGCCGACGAAGCGCAGGGGAACGGCGAACCGCAAGGAGAGGCGCAGGACUCAGAGCAUCAACAGCGCCUUCGCCGAGCUCCGUGAGUGUAUUCCCAACGUGCCGGCCGACACCAAACUCUCCAAGAUCAAGACCCUGCGCUUGGCCACGAGCUACAUUGCCUACCUCAUGGACCUCUUGGCUAAAGAUGACCAGAAUGGGGAGACAGAGGCCUUCAAAGCGGAAAUCAAGAAGGUGGAUGUAAAGGAGGAGAAAAGGAAGCGGGAACUGAAUGAGGUUCUGAAGAAUACAGUAAGCAGCAGUGACAAAAAGACGAAAGGAAGAACCGGCUGGCCACAACACGUCUGGGCUCUGGAGCUCAAACAGUGAAAGUUUGAACGUGAACUUUCGAAGAUGGGGGUAGACGAGACUUUCCAAAGUUGUUUCUUCCCCUGCCACACCACCCCAAAAGAAAAAGAAAACAAGCCCCUUCGCCCAAACUUUCGCAAGUCGACAGGAGCUCUCUAUUGUUCCGAAUCAACUCUUUAUUUAUGUGCAAUUUAUCCCAACCCAGAGAGAGCGGGAGAGAACGGAUCGGUGGAUGAGGGGAAAAAAAUUCACAUUCGGAACAGAAAAGCCGAGUGGGUAAGGGGUUGUAUUGUUUCAUAGUAGAUGUGAAUGGUUUGCUUUUCUUUUUUUAAGUGUUGAAAAAUAUAGCACGCACAGACACACACAAUCUUGAUAAGAAUUAUGUAUGUGAAGUGUAUCGUUGGGAGUGUCUUGUACAUCUUUGUUGGAUAUACAUAUUCAAGGUCGUUUUCCCCCACCCCUAACGUAAUAUUGGAACGAAGAGUAGGAGUGCCAAAGUGCAGUUUGCUCAUAUUAGUGUACAGUACAUAGUAUUGUGUUGUGGUCAGACGGUAUUUCAUUCCAUAAUUUCCCAGUAAUUGUUUGACUUGUGCACUUCCGUUCAACAAGUGGAGAUUAAUAUUCGAGAUGUAAACGUUGUAAUUAUUGUCAAUAAAA